Molecule: messenger RNA, 330 nt
Organism: Caenorhabditis remanei
Lineage: Eukaryota; Metazoa; Nematoda; Chromadorea; Rhabditida; Rhabditidae
Exons: 2
Coding region: 1-330 (109 amino acids)
Source: RefSeq, a predicted model, not a curated record
AUGAAGACGUUUGUUCUUCUUCUAGCUACUCUAGGAGUUGCAGCUGUAUAUAGUGCUCCUCCAGGUUCUUCUGGAGUCGUAGCAGAGAAGGCUGCUCAAAAAUCGGUCUUCAUUCCAUUCGAUUCGGCCAAAGACCUUGGACCAUUGAACGAAAAGAUUAAUUGUCAUUUUUGCUGCUUCAGUAAACUGGUACUUGUUUCAUUGUGUUAUCAGAAUUACGAAUUGAUUUCUUAUAGGAAUUGGAUGCUGAAAACGUUCAUCCUCAAAAAGACAAUGCGUGUGGUAUGUGUUGUGACUGGUGAUAAUUUUGAACAUUGUGUCUCAUAUUAA